AAUGCAGAGGCAACCGUUGAUGGUCUAAUUGAAGGCAAUGUCUAUCAAUUCCGUGUUCGUGCUGUAAAUAAAGCCGGCCCUGGUGAACCUAGUGCUGCGACGGAACCUCACGUAGCUAAGCCAAGAAAUUUGAUACCGCAACCGCGACAAAAUGAAGCCUAUAAAAGUGCGAGCAGGUCAAACAGCUAAGUUUGAUGUUGAUGUAAAAGGUGAACUAGCACCAACACUUACAUGGAUAUUCAAGGAGAAAGAGCUAUCCAGCGACAACCAAGUACGUUUGGAAAAUGAGGAAUAUAAUACGAAACUGACGAUACUAUACACAACACGUGGCCAAACCGGCACUUAUAAAUUAAAAGCUGAAAGUAUAAAUGGCGUCGAUGAGGCAGAAGUUGAAGUUGUCUACUGGAGAAACCGUCAAAACCUGAAGGACUUCUAGUAGCAUUUGAUAUACUUAAGGAACGUUGCAAACUGAAAUGGAGAAAACCAAAAGAUGACGGUGAGAUUAUUCUUGCUCAUCACUCUUAAGGAAAAAACUCACCCCAUGAGUUGAAAAGCACUUUGCUGUGAACCAACGGUUUUACAAAAACAAACAAGACAAAGUAAAGAAAUGGGCAACCAAUAAAAGAAAGUAAUUUCGCAAAUGUAUUAAAUUUGGUGCAAUUAUAAUAAUUUAAUUUUUUUGUGGAAUUUCAAAAAGUGAAAGAAUAACUAAGGAGCAUCUGCAGCAUUAUAGCAUAUUAUAUCACUUAAACAUAAGUAUGUAUAUGUCGUUUUAUUUAUA
This is a messenger RNA of Bactrocera tryoni, 781 nucleotides long. Its product is annotated as twitchin-like. The record is from RefSeq and is a predicted model, not a curated record. The transcript has 2 exons. NCBI's taxonomy places the organism in Eukaryota, Metazoa, Arthropoda, Insecta, Diptera, Tephritidae. Bases 152 to 436 code for a protein of 94 amino acids.